AGGCAGACACAGAGAUAAAAAAAUCAACGCGCCUUUAAAUAGAACCAUAUUGUCAUUCUGACUGCUGUUAUCUGACUGCGACAGUGGCGACGGAUCCGCUCGUCAUCCAGUGCCUCACUGCGCAACCGAAGAAAUCCACUUUAUAUUUUUUCAUACAGUAUAUUCUAGCUUAGUAAACAUGCCUAGCAAGAGAAAGAAGAACAAGCGCCGAAUGAGAAGAGUGCAGGCCCAGAGAAGGGCCCUGGAGGAGCAGUACGCCUCCUCUGGAAAGGGAACCCCAGGAGUGUGUGCUGUUUCUGCCCCAGUUCCUGCACGGGUUGCUAAACUUCCUAAAACUUCAGAGUGUCGUGUUUCGGUUCCAAUUCCCCUGGCUUUGGUUGCUCCAGUUGAUGUUCCCGCUGAAGAUCCUCCUGUAGAGCCGGUCGUGUUAGAGGUCCCAGUAACGGAUGCUGUUAAAGACGAAGUGGUGAAAGCUGCAGAGGACCUAGGACAAAGCCUAGUAGAACCUCCUGCAGAAGAGCCAGCCGUGAUUGAAGAUGAAAGUGUCACCGUUCCAUUAUCAGAGGCCAUAUCAUCUGUAGAUGAGCCAGUGUCCAUCCCUGCAGAAUCUGAGAUCCAGUUUGAGGACACUACAUCUGUAGCCACAGAGACGCAUGUUUUAGCUCAACCUGUCGAGACAGUUGACACCGAGCAUGUAGUCGAAGCUGAGCUUCCUGCUGAGGAUCCUGUGGUAGAGGUGCCAGUGCCAGAGGAGACGGUGACCACAGCUGAAACUGUUGCUGCAGUUGAAACUGUGACAGAAACAGUAGUAACUGAAGUUAAGCCUGUUGCCGAUGCCGCAGUAGAAGUCGACGGGCAUGUUGUCGGGGUCGUGGGAGAGCCUGCCAUCGAAGGCGAAGCCAUAACUGUUGAAACUGAGCCUGUAGAAGUCAACAGAGUUGCAGAAGUCACGGAGGAUAUACGUGCAGAGCCUGAACCAGAAGAGUUUCCAGUGGAAGCUGCAGUACCUACAGAUGCUUUAGUGGAACCAGAGCCUGAGCAGCAGCAGCAGCAGCAGCAGACAGUCCCAUUGGAGGAACCUACGCCUUCGGUCGAGUCCACUAGUGACCCCAUCGCUGAAGAAUUUGUUGUGAACGAGUCAGUCGUAGCUGUUGAAACAACUGUUAAAGAGGAACAGAUUCCUGAAACAACCACAGAUGCCCCCGAGGUUCCAUCAGAGGCACUGGCAGAAACGAUUCCUGCUCCUGAGCCUCUGCCUCUGCCUGUGCCUGUGCCUGUAGUAAAGGAGAUUAUACAAGCUCAAGAUGAAUUCAUGGCACAAGUGGAAACUGAAACCAUAAAGGACUUGGCAGUGACUGGUGGCCUAACUGUGGAUGCCAUCAAUGGAUGUCUGGGAGCUACCGAAGUUGCAAUUGAAGGUUAAAGUGCCUACGGUGAGGAUGAGUUGGCUGAAACAUCAUGCAACAUUGCAAAGUGCCUUACUGUGUUGAUCGUCACCUGAAAUAUGACAAGGAUUUGUGGCUGUUCUUCGCUGGUGGAGUUUUUCUGAGCUUCUGAUUAAUAUUCUUCAGUUUCCAUAUGCAUGUACAGUAGAUUUUCAGGUGUUAUACAUUGCAAACUUAGUAAAGAAAAAUAGAGGGGUGUUGCAAAUUUCUAUGUUUUUACUUGGACCAUUUUGUAAUGGGGAAUGAAUACUUGUUGUAUUUGUUUCAUUUGAUAAAAUGAUUUGGAGUGGAGUGCUUCCUCAAUAGAGCACCAUUUCACUAUACCAUCACCACAUUUUCUGUGCCCCCCUCAACCAUUCACAUGUGCCUUUCUCCAAAUGAUUAAUAAAGGGAGUUUGAGAAAAAAAAA
This is a messenger RNA of Megalobrama amblycephala (Wuchang bream), 1854 nucleotides long. RefSeq names its product calphotin. The transcript has 12 exons. The record is from RefSeq and is a predicted model, not a curated record. Lineage: Eukaryota; Metazoa; Chordata; Actinopteri; Cypriniformes; Xenocyprididae. Bases 179 to 1423 code for a protein of 414 amino acids.